AUGAUUCUUUAUCCAUUGUCGCACACCUUCAAACAUCUUCAUCCUCACCUUUCUCCAUCACUCUGCAAUUUCGAACCCAUCGCUCUUAUCUCUCUGUUCUCGCUCGCACCAGAAGCACUAAGUCUGAGCGUUCCGCCGAAGUCUCUGUCUCAGAUCAUCGUUGUUGUCGAGGUAGGUUAUACAGUGGUUGAAGUUUGGGGUUUAAACGACGGAGAGAAGAUUGGAGAACGGAAGUUUGGUCGUAGUUGUUGUUUGUUUGGAGAUUUACUGUUGUUGUGUGAAAGAAUGCUGCAGAGUUCCAGUACCUACCAGUCGUAUUGUGUUGUGGUCAUUGCAGAUUCAAAGGUGGAUGUGAGAAGGCAUGUAUUUGGUGUUGGUGGAAGCUUGCGGAAAUCCGAUGGCAGGGAUUUACGAGCAGAGUUUGAGCUUGAUGGUUGUGAGGGAUGA
Molecule: messenger RNA, 447 nt
Organism: Vicia faba (fava bean)
Lineage: Eukaryota; Viridiplantae; Streptophyta; Magnoliopsida; Fabales; Fabaceae
Source: the annotation of a GenBank genome assembly